Fusarium coffeatum is the source of this 1461-nucleotide messenger RNA. RefSeq lists its product as uncharacterized. Bases 1 to 1461 code for a protein of 486 amino acids. The transcript is spliced from 3 exons. Lineage: Eukaryota; Fungi; Ascomycota; Sordariomycetes; Hypocreales; Nectriaceae. The record is from RefSeq and is a predicted model, not a curated record.
AUGGCGUCUCUUUACCGAAUCACCGCCACCACAUUGGCUUCAACGCUUCUCCUUUCCUCAGCCUCUGCCCAAGACUGCAAAUUUGAGACCCUCAAGACAUCAUACCCGUCACCUAGAAUUGCAGAGGACUGGAGCUAUAGCCUGAUUGCCAACGAGCUUAGACGGCCUCGAGGCAUCACGUUCGACAACAAAGGUGCUCUCAUUGUCAUCGAUUCCGGAAAUGGCAUAAUCCAUCUCGAGCUCGAGGAUGGAGGAGGCACAUGCCUGCAGGUCAAGAAGAAGACAACUUUGCUCAAGCAGGACAACUUGAAUCAUGGUCUCGCCAUCUCCAAGGAUGGACGUACUCUCUACGCUUCCUCUUCCAAUGAUGUCUUUGCGUGGUCUUACAACUCGACAAAGGUUGAAGUCGAUAACUCUACAGUUCAGACUUUGGUCACCAACAUGGCCAACGGUGGCCAUACUUCCCGCACCUUGCUCAUCUCGGAGAAAAGCCCAGACAUGCUCCUUGUCUCUCGUGGCAGUGCUGGCAAUGAUGAUCGAGGGGCUGAGAAUCAAGCGACCGGCCGCUCCCAGAUUCGUGCAUUUAACAUUUCAUCUUUCAGCAGUCGCUCCAACCUGAAGCCUUUCGACUAUCUUCAGGGUCGUCGUCUCGGCUGGGGACUCCGUAACUCGGUAGGCCUCGCAGAACAUCCUGAAACCGGUGGCAUCUUCAGCGUCGAGAACUCAGCUGAUCAACUCGCGCGCAACGGUAAAGACAUUCACAAAGAUAACCCUGCUGAAGAGAUGAACUUUCACGGAUAUCUCAACGGCUCUCGUGAGGACCAGGGUGGCAAUUAUGGUUACCCUCAUUGCUAUACACUUUGGUCUACUAAGAACUUUCCCGAUCUGGGUAAUUUGAAAGUUGGCGAUCAAUUCCCUGCUGAUCGUCAGUCUCGUCAGUUCAAGGAGGAUACCAAUCCUACUGAUGAGGAAUGCAAGAAAGAAUACGUUGCUCCAGUGCUGGCGUUCCAAGCUCACACUGCGCCGCUGGAUAUGAAGUUCGACAAGGAAGGCACGACAGCCUACAUUUCUUUCCAUGGAAGCUGGAAUCGUAACCCUCCAGUCGGAUAUCAGAUUUCUCGGGUAGCCUUCAAAGCUGGUCGACCUAAGGAAUCAUCAAGCAGCAGCGCAGACGAUACCUCUCUUAUCUGGAACGAGAAGUUGGGCAGCUGCCCUGAAAACUGCUUCCGUCCAGUCGGUCUGGCAUGGGAUUCACAAGACCGGCUUUGGUUCAGUUCUGAUAGCACUGGUGAAAUCUUUGUCAUGAACCAUCGCAAGGAAGACUCCGAUUCCAGUUCUUCACAGGGCGACGACGACGAUGACGACGAUGACAAUAACAACUCGGCAUUCUCUCUGCAGCCUAGCUCUGCUGCCUUGAUCGUUACGCUCGCCGCCGUCGUAAUGGGCGGAUUCAUGGCGUGA